Messenger RNA from Phaeodactylum tricornutum CCAP 1055/1, 1794 nucleotides. RefSeq lists its product with no specific name. Gene Ontology annotation, biological process: peptide transport. Bases 1 to 1794 code for a protein of 597 amino acids. Lineage: Eukaryota; Bacillariophyta; Bacillariophyceae; Surirellales; Neidiaceae. The record is from RefSeq and is a predicted model, not a curated record. The transcript has a single exon. Gene Ontology annotation, molecular function: peptide transmembrane transporter activity. Gene Ontology annotation, cellular component: outer membrane-bounded periplasmic space.
AUGGCUGACAAAAACUGCCAGGCCUUAACCUUGGACUUUAUUGCCGUAGAGGACGACGCGGAAAUGAUCGCCGUGGAGGAUGAGAUUCGCCGGGACUUGAAAGAAAUUGGCGUUACAGUCAAUACCCGUUUUCUUAGCCGAGAGGAUUACAUUGAAGCUGAGUUGAAUGGUGACUAUAACAUGCUCUUCACUCGUACCUGGGGUGCCCCGUACGAUCCUCACAGCUAUUUCAAUUCGUGGGCCGUUCCAAGCCACGUCGAGUACACGGCCAUUGACACGUUAGAAGCACCUCUUAGUCGCGAGCUCCUUUUGAAAAAGAUUGAAAAUGUGCAGAAGGAACUAGAUGAGAUGCAGAUUCAGGCACAGUGGCGAGAGAUCUUGAACGAUGUCCAUCAGCAGGCCAUCUUUUUGCCGCUCUGGGGCACCCGAAUUCCAUACGUGAUCAACCGUCGUCUUUCAGGGUUUACGCCAAGUGAUCAGGCCUUUACGUAUCCAUUAAGUAGCAUUCGUAUCUCAAGCGGAUCUGCCAACAUCACCAUCGCGCCGGGUUCCGGCGGCUCGCUCUUCACGUCGGUCGGACCCUUGAAUCCUCACCAGUACUUUCCCAAUCAGAUUUUCGCCAGCGAUUGGAUUUACGAAGGCCUCGUGAAUUACGGACAAGAUGGUGAGAUUGUUCCAUCGCUAGCAUCGGAGUGGACUACGGAACGCACUGCCGAAGGACAGCGCGUUAUCUUCCAGCUUCGUGAAGGCGUCAAAUUUCACGAUGGCAGUGAUUGGAACUGCACUGUCGCCAAGCUCAACUUUGACCACAUUUUUUCCGACACGGUCCGCGAACGUCAUUCCUCAUUUGGAGCUACAGCGAAUCUCAAGAGCUGGACGUGCAAUCAGAAUGGGGAGUUUGUUUUGGAAACGUCCGCACCGUUUUACCCUCUGCUCCAAGAGCUUACGUAUAGUCGCCCGUUUGUUUUUGCGUCUGCUAGUUCCUUUGCUGCAGGCAUUGACUCUGAUCCAGAGACUCAAAACUCAUGUGAAUCCGGAGAUUUUGGGUCCAAAUGGGACUAUCUUGAGGAGUUUGUUACCUGCCUCGGUCUCUCGGCUCCCAUUGGUACGGGACCGUUCAAAUUUGCGGAUCGUGAAUACCUCCCGGGAACGAACGAGACAAUGGAUGCCAAGGUUACGUUUGCGCGCCACGAAGACUAUUGGGGUGGCUUGCCCGCAAUCGAAUUCCUUGAAAUAAUCCACUUUGAGGAUACGGAUGCGGUCGAAGCCGCGUUAUUUGACGGUCAGCUGGAUAUGGUUUUGGGCUCCGGUCCCCUUUCUGCCAAACAAGUUCAGAAUAUCAAGUUUGUACAUAGCGACAAGUUUGAUGUCCGCCACAGUGCAGUUUUACAGAAUGCACUGGUUGUCUUAAACUCUGGUAAGGCACCAACGGAUGACAUCCAAACACGCCAAGCCAUUAUUCACGCCGUCAACAAAGCAAUCUUUAUUGAAGAUGAGUUUGCGGGCUUGGAACAAGCCGUUUCGCAGCUUUUGCCGCUCACCGCACCGUACAGUAACGUUGAUCUCAAUCCAAAGUGGAAUUACGAUUUGGAAAAAGCCAGAUUUCUCAACUGCCCUGCAGAUAUGAAUGGCAGCUCGGAGGACAGCUUGUCGGGUGGUGCAAUUGGGGGUAUUGUUGCGGCAAUUUUGGUGGUACUGGCAAUGGCUGUCUUUUUGGGACGUUUGAUUCUACGCGAAAAACAGGGGAAGCCAAUGUUUGCCCCAGAAAAGAUACGCAAGGGCGAACAAGCUUGA